Messenger RNA from Clonostachys byssicola, 2316 nucleotides. Lineage: Eukaryota; Fungi; Ascomycota; Sordariomycetes; Hypocreales; Bionectriaceae. The record is from the annotation of a GenBank genome assembly.
AUGGAGCAGAUUGAGACCCAGGCCACGGACCUGCGUUACCUCGCCCAGGCUCCCGUCUCUUUGAGCGACGCUGCAUCAGUCUACGACACCCCGGUGCCCCAGCACAGUCCUGGUUCCGCAUCUGUCGGAGACAAUUCCGCUCCAACCGCCACAGCAGUUGCAGCUCCAUACAGCAGCUCCAACAAGCGCAAAUCAGUGGAUGACGGUGCCAGCAAACAGACCAGGAGCAAAAGGAACAGAUACAUCUCCAUCGCCUGUAACGAGUGUAAACGACGCAAGAUCAAAUGCAAUGGUGAGACACCGUGCCAACGAUGCGGGAACCUCAACUUGGCGUGUCUGUACGCCCCCAACUGCUGUUCCAGCACUUUCAAAGACUCGGACGAAUUCAAGCAGGUCACAGCACAGAUCAGUCGGCUGCAGGAUGAGGUCAAUUGGCUGAAUCAAACCGUCAAAGCCUUGCAGGAUGAUGCUGCGCACCCGGCUCCCCCGACAGAUCGAUUGGCUGCCUCGAUAUCCUCCGCGCCUACGCCAGCCCAUAGUGGAGGCACCGUGCAUCGCCCUGAAGCUUUUUCCACCAGGCAAGGGUCUUUCAGAGGGCCGACGACCAUGGUAUAUAGCUUGGAUGUUGCGAACACGACAAUGGCAAACAUGGGGUAUAAGGUGUCGAAUGAGGGCGAUGACCUCCAGACUCAGCAAUUUUUGGAGGAUAACCAGCUGCCAAUGGUAGAGAAGUCCGGGCAGGCGAUUCCCGAUCCGUUGCUUGAAUUUGAGAGAGACGAAAUGGUUCGUCUAUGCCGGUUACACGAAGAGGAGGUUGGGAUAAUGUACCCUGUCCUUGACAUCCAAGCUGUCAUCUCUCAUGCUAAAAGCCUAGCUUCUGUGAUUGAAUCGCUGAAAAAUCAGCAACCGCUAGAAGCUCUGAAUGAUGAGAAGACGCUGCAGCUGAAGAUGGUUAUGUGUUGUGGGCUUGUUGUUGAGGAGCAUGGCCAUAGCGAAAAAGCUGCACGACUCUACAACAGCAUGGAAGCAGUUGUUAAUCGAAAGCUGAUGGCAGACACGAGCGAUGUAUCGAGUUUGCCACUCUUAGCGCUCCUGGCAGGCUAUCGCUUCCUGUCUAACGAUGAAGUGCUUUCGUGGAGAGUGAUGGGUCAGGUUGCCAGACUGUGUCUCGAGCUCGGGAUUCACCAGAGAAGCGGUCUGUUGGGCAUUCGCAAUGAACUGGACAGAAAAAAUGCCCUGAAUAGCUUUUGGUCUGCCUACGUUCUCGAUCGUAGGUGGGCCUUUGGUACUGGGCUGCCAUAUGUCGUACAGGAUGAUGAUAUCGACCCUCACUUACCGGUACCGGAGGAAUACCCCUAUUUAAUGGCUAUGAUUACAUACUCAAAACUAUGUGCCAAGGUCUGGCGUCAAGUGAUGCAUUUUGGACCAAUCCUGGCAAGAGAGUUGCGCCAAGAAGAGAUCGAGAAUCUUGAUAAAGAUAUUCUAAAAUGGUAUGAAACUGUUCCUGAAGAGGUCAAAGUUAGGAGCUGGGACAAGGACAGGCACAUGACAUUGACGCCCUCGUAUAACCUUCAACGUCUGCGGAUAUGGACGUAUUUGAGACUUAAUCAGAUUCGCAUUUGGCUAUACACGCCAGUGUUGCAUAGUGCUACUAGCAUUAUGGCCAACCCCAUACAAGCUCAGCGAGUUGUCGAUCUUGCCAAGGACACGAUCCGUUACCUCAACCAUCUCAACACAACAACAAAUCUUUACCGUCGCAUUCAGGUGUUUUAUAACCAGUUUUUGACGUCUGCCAUCGGAGUUGUGUUUCUUGCAUCUGUCCACGCGCCAGUGCGAUUUAGCGCAGUUUGUCGCGAAGAGUUCUACCUGGCCCUCGAGUUGGUGAAAGAUCUGUCCGCCAAGAGCUGGGUGUCGAAGCGUUUGUGGAGAACGAUACGGUCCCUCAAGGACGUUGCACCUCGAUUUGGCCUGAAUCCAGAUGACGAUCCUCAUUCCACAGCUGCUCUUGGCAUGAUUGGGCUUGCUCGUGGACAUUUGGAUUCUGGUUCUGGUAGACCCUCGCCCUUUCAACGGCCCUCGUUACCAGCUGGGCAGUUCCAACAGGGAGCUACGGUGGAUCAAAAUGGAUCAAUGAUACAAAGCGAGAUGUCUCGAAUAUUUGAAGGCUAUGUUGGCUUGAAUGGAGUACAAACCCCGGGAGGCGAGGAAGAGGAGAACUCAGGGUCUAAUGCGCCUGAAAUGCAAAGGUCUGAAUCAGGCAAUGGUACAUUCGGAGGUGACGGGACUGUCUUUGCUCAGUUCAAGGAAAUGUUUUAA